AUGAACCCCACGGACCAGGGCGCACAGAUCGAGCCGCUGCUGCUGCCAUCGGUUAACCCUUCGUAUGGCUCGUCAUUUGGACGUAGAAGUUUGAGAAACGACGAUGAGGCCGUGGUGGACAGAGGGGGGACGCGCUAUCAACAGGGAACCAACUUCGAGCAGGAGGAAGACCACAAGACUCUCUACAUCGGGGUCCACGUCCCGUUGGGCAGCACCAGGCACCGCAGCCAUCGCAGGCACCGUCAUGGGAACAAGCACAGGAGGAGGAGCAGGGACCGGGCUCUCCCAUUGGUCGAGGGUAGAGAGUCUCCUCUUUAUGACACCCCUUCCCAGAGAGUGCAGUUCCUGCUGGGCGCCGAGGACGACGACGAGGAGCACAUUCCUCAUGACCUGUUCACAGAGAUGGAUGAGAUCUGUGUGAGGGAGGGCGAGGAUCCGGAGUGGAGGGAAAGUGCCAGGUGGCUGAAGUUUGAAGAGGAUGUUGAGGACGGAGGGGAGCGAUGGAGUAAACCCUACGUGGCCACCCUGUCUCUGCACAGUCUGUUCGAGCUGCGCAGCUGCAUCAUCAACAGCACCGUGCUGCUCGACAUGAGGGCCAACUCCAUCGAAGAGAUCGCAGACAUGGUCCUGGACCACCAGGAAUUGUACUCGCCACUGGGGGAUGAGCUCCGGCUGAAAGUGCGUGAAACACUGUUGAAGCAGCACCAUCACCAGAACCAGAAGAAGCUGGCUAACCGCCUGCCGAUCGUACGCUCCUUUGCUGACAUGGGGCGACGGACAUCGGACCCCCACCUGGACAAGAAUGGUCAGAUGUCGUCCUCCCAGUGUCACCUAGCGGGUCCGGAUGGGAAAGUGGACGUCAGCAGGGAAAACACUUCUGUCGACUUCAGCAAGAUAGACCUUCACUUCAUGAAGAAGAUCCCAGUCGGCGCUGAAGCUUGUAACGUGUUGGUGGGAGAGUUGGAGUUUCUGAACAAACCCGUGGUGGCGUUCGUGCGUCUCUCCCCGGCGGUUAUGCUCAACGGUCUGUCUGAAGUCCCCAUCACCACGAGGUUUCUGUUUAUUCUCCUGGGGCCUUUGGGUAGAGGGAUGCAAUAUCAUGAGAUUGGAAGAUCCAUUGCAACACUUAUGACGGAUGAGGUUUUCCAUGACGUAGCCUAUAAAGCUAAAGACCGUAACGAUCUGAUCGCUGGGAUCGAUGAAUUCCUCGACCAGGUGACAGUGCUGCCUCCAGGAGAGUGGGACCCGUCCAUACGGAUAGAGCCACCCAAAAAUGUACCAUCUCAGGAGAAAAGGAAGAAAUGUAAUAUUUUACCAAACGGUUUAGUCGAGGGUGAGGAGGAGGAGGAAAUUGGAGGUCAUGGUGGUCCUGAACUGCAACGCACUGGGAGGUGGUUCGGUGGUCUCUUUCUAGACAUCAAGCGAAAGGCCCCCCACUACCUGUCUGACUACACGGACGCUCUGAGUUUGCAGUGCGUGGCCUCUUUCCUGUUCCUCUACUGUGCCUGCAUGUCCCCUGUCAUCACCUUCGGAGGACUGCUGGGCGAGGCAACAGAAGGACGCAUAAGUGCAAUUGAGUCGCUGUUUGGAGCCUCGCUGACUGGAAUAGCCUACUCCCUGUUCGCCGGGCAGCCCCUCACCAUCCUGGGCAGCACGGGGCCGGUGCUUGUAUUCGAAAAGAUAUUGUUCAAAUUCUGCAAGGAGUACGGCUUAUCCUAUCUGUCCCUGAGAACAUGCAUCGGCCUGUGGACGGCGUUCCUCUGCAUCGUGCUGGUGGCCACAGACGCCAGUUCCCUCGUCUGUUACAUCACGCGCUUCACGGAGGAAGCCUUCGCCUCACUCAUCUGCAUCAUCUUCAUCUACGAGGCCUUGGAGAAACUCAUCCACCUGGGGGAACACUAUCCCUUCAACAAGAACAACAACCUGGACAAACUCAGCAUGUACUCAUGUUCGUGCGUCGAACCGUCUGACCCCGCCAACGGCACCCUGAGGUUCUGGGAGACCAACAACAUCACUGCCUCAGAAAUCUACUGGGAAGCUCUGGAGGUCAAGGACUGUAUCGCGAAACGAGGCGAGUUUGUGGGCAGCGCCUGUGGCCCGCACGGCCCCUAUGUUCCUGACGUCCUCUUCUGGUCGGCCAUUCUCUUCUUCUCCACUGUCAUCAUGUCUGCCUUCCUAAAGGAGUUCAAGUUCAGCAAUUACUUUCCCACAAAGGUGAGGGCCCUCAUCAGUGACUUUGCCAUUUUCUUCACCAUCCUAACGAUGGUGUUAGUCGACUACGCAUUAGGGGUUCCCUCUCCGAAGCUGCAGGUUCCCAGUGAGUUUAAGCCGACCAGGGAUGAUCGAGGCUGGUUCAUUAACCCGCUGGGGCCCAACCCCUGGUGGACGGCAGUCAUAACAGUGAUCCCAGCUCUGCUCUGCACCAUCCUCAUUUUCAUGGACCAGCAGAUCACUGCUGUCAUCAUCAACAGGAAGGAGCACAAGCUUAAGAAAAGCUGUGGCUAUCACCUGGACCUAUUCGUGGUGGGGGUGAUGCUGGGCGUGUGCUCUCUGAUGGGUUUGCCAUGGUUCGUGGCGGCCACCGUGCUCUCCAUCACCCACGUCAACAGCCUGAAGCUGGAGUCCGAGUGCUCGGCCCCCGGCGAGCAGCCCAAGUUCCUCGGCAUCAGAGAGCAACGAUUUACAGGCCUCAUGAUCUUCACCCUCAUGGGCUGCUCCGUGUUCAUGACGUCUGUGCUCAAGUUCAUUCCUAUGCCUGUGUUGUACGGAGUGUUCCUUUACAUGGGGGCAUCGUCUCUCCGAGGCAUUCAGUUGUUUGACCGCCUGACACUGUUCGGUAUGCCAGCCAAGCACCAGCCAGACUUCAUCUAUCUCCGCCACGUACCCCUGAGGAAGGUGCACCUGUUCACCAUCAUCCAGCUCACCUGCUUAAUUCUGCUCUGGGUCAUCAAGACCUCCAAGGCUGCCAUCGUCUUCCCUAUGAUGGUGUUGGCGCUCGUGUUUAUUAGGAAGCUAAUGGACUGCAUCUUCACCAAGAGAGAGAUGAGCUGGCUGGAUGACCUCAUGCCAGAGAGCAAGAAGAAGAAGCUCGAGGAUGCUGAUGAGGAGGAGGAGCAGAGUAUACUGGCAGAGGACGAGGGAGUCGUGCAAGUGCCAUUAGAAGGGUACAAAGGGAUACCCGUCAUCGACAUCACAGACGAAAUGUCAAAAGGCUCUUUUGGAAAUACUUGGAAUGCAAACGGCUGA
Messenger RNA from Pleuronectes platessa (European plaice), 3246 nucleotides. RefSeq names its product solute carrier family 4 member 10b (gene slc4a10b). NCBI's taxonomy places the organism in Eukaryota, Metazoa, Chordata, Actinopteri, Pleuronectiformes, Pleuronectidae. The record is from RefSeq and is a predicted model, not a curated record. Gene Ontology annotation, cellular component: plasma membrane; basolateral plasma membrane. The transcript is spliced from 25 exons. Bases 1 to 3246 code for a protein of 1081 amino acids. Gene Ontology annotation, molecular function: monoatomic anion transmembrane transporter activity; sodium:bicarbonate symporter activity; solute:inorganic anion antiporter activity. Gene Ontology annotation, biological process: transmembrane transport; monoatomic anion transport; regulation of intracellular pH.